CACGCAGGCGGCGUACAGCAAGGUUUCCGCUUCUCCGGGGCUCGGACCGCGGCUCACGAGAAUCUCCGUGUGUAACGUGCGCGGGGCUGACGCACCAAGGUGGGAGAAAAGCGACGGAGAGCCAGCCAGCCGAGUCGGGGAAGAUGUCGGAAUCCAAGUACCGCGAGUGGAUCCUGGACACUAUCGACUCGCUGCGGUCCAGGAAAGCCCGGCCGGACUUGGAGAGGAUCUGCCGAAUGGUCCGGAGACGACACGGGUCCGAGCCCGACCGAACCUGCGCGGAACUGGAGAAACUGAUCCAGGAGCAGACCGUGCUGAAAGUUAACUACAAGGGCUCUAUCUCGUACCGGAACGCCGCCAAGGUCCAGCGGAGGAGCAGGAAAAAAUACGAUGCAUCGUUAGCGACGGCUGCGAGGAGGAGCGCGGUGGAAGACGCCAGUCAUUCCGACCUGAGCAACGGGGACAGCGCGCUGGGUCCGGCGGACCCGGACGACGAGGACCUGGAGGCGGACACCUCCAUGGCCAUGGACACAGACAGCAACGCAGACGAGGAGGGAGCCGACGAGAGCCGGGACGGGGACGACGGGCCCUCUCCGGGCUCCACUCACGAAGACGCCCCCGAGCCCUGCGCCGCCCCGGCAAGAGCCGUCUCUGCCCCCUGCUCCCCCUCCGGCGCUCGGCCCGGCUCCAGCCCCGGCACUGGCCAUGGCCCCGGCCCCGGCUCGGGUCUGGACUCUGCCUCUUUCCAGAAAGCUGGUGAGAGGCCCAGCUCCUUGCCCCCUUCCAGCCCCAGGGCCCUCGCACACAAUGACUGGGCUUAUGAUUCCACUGUGUGCCCAGUGGAGCGCCAGCAUCCAGGAAUGCAGAGAGACAAAGUAACCACAAAGCCGGCCGUGCUCCCGGUAAACGCCACCCCCUGUGCAUUAAACAACAUCAAGAAAGAAGAUGCAGCCAAGGUGGAGGACAGCAGCCUCUCUUCUGACCAGCUGGUCCCAGACUACGCAGCACGGCCGGAUGAAACAAAGAAUGCGUCUGAUGCAAGAUCACAAACUCCGUGUUUGCCGUCUGACAACUGUGCGCUGAAGAAGAUCGACAUCUCGUCCUUCACAGCAGCUGAAGACAGCCUCCUCAAUGGAGGCAAGGAAGAUGAAAUUUUAGUGAAGAAGGAGAAGAUGAGCCAGAACCUGCUGCAGUGGAGCGUGGCCGACGUGGCCAGCUACUUCUCCGCCGCGGGUUUUCCCGAGCAGGCCGUGGCGUUCCGAACGCAGGAAAUCGAUGGGAAGUCCCUCCUCCUCAUGCAGCGCAGCGACGUCCUGACCGGCCUGUCGAUCCGCCUCGGCCCCGCCCUCAAGAUCUACGAGCGCCACGUCAAAGUGCUGCAGAGGACCCACUUCCUGGAAUGCGAGGACCUCUGAAGCGGGAGAUUUCCCCGUGACAGUACGACGCUGCAUUGACUCGGACAUGCAUGCAGUGCCCUCUCCCAUCUGGCUCGCGCCGCCUCCCUUCACAUGCAGCACAUGUCGAGGGCGGGCGGAGGAGAGAGAGACGGCAGAGGUCGGGAGUUCACCUUCACUGUGAGAACGACCAGAAACUGAAAGACAGUCAUCCUACCUCUCAUUACGAUCUUUGGUUUUUCGAGCCGGUUUUUUCAUUUUCACCCCCUGCGGCUCCUCCGCCGAGGGAACAGACUUGGUGAAGGGAACCGAGCUUUCGCUUUUUGAGCGGACCAUCUCCGGGGCCGAAAGGCCCAAACACAGACGCGACUGUGCAGCGCUGCGGCCAAAGUCUCGUCGGUUUUCGAGCGUCCUCCCCCGUAUCUGCUAUUCCGUAAGUCCCGAAACUUUUCUUAAGACACAGAUGGACGUUUUCUCGUUGUUUCAAACGGCAUCAACUUGUUGGAAUAAGUCAAAACUACAUUUCUGAGUCUGAUUCCUGGCUUUUUUAAGCCACUGAUAGCUGCUGUUUUAGUUUAUGUCUACAGUUUCAUUCCAGUACUGAGAUAUAACCCACACGAUAUACUACUACCUGAUCUACUCAUCUUGUUUUCUUGUUCCUUCCUGGUUAAAAAGGAUUGUGGUCCAUCAUUACAGUCACAUUCGAGGGCACAAUUUCAGAAGAAAAGAAAAAAAAAACAGACAUAUAGUGUCAUGAAAUAUGGUUUUUAUACAUGAGGAAAACAUAGUAAUAACUUCCAAGAAAUUUUAUUGUACAAUCCAGCUGCUCGACGCCUGUUUACAAAGCAGCAAUAUUGAUGAAAUGCAAUACUCAAUGUUCUCAUCCGUGUCGAGUUCGUCCAGUUUUCCGCCUUGUGUUUUGAUCUAAGCCAGCCACUUGAAUUGUAACAUUCCACUCGAUGUGGUCCACAUCUCUCGUGUAUCUUCUCAUCUUUUUACCUGUAAGACGGACAAUUCUACUAGAGUCACAAAAUAAAGCUCUUGUCUCUACA
Salarias fasciatus (jewelled blenny) is the source of this 2446-nucleotide messenger RNA. It is a transcript of the gene samd1a, whose product is annotated as sterile alpha motif domain containing 1a. Gene Ontology annotation, cellular component: nucleus. The transcript has 7 exons. Gene Ontology annotation, biological process: negative regulation of DNA-templated transcription. Gene Ontology annotation, molecular function: DNA binding; histone binding; chromatin binding. NCBI's taxonomy places the organism in Eukaryota, Metazoa, Chordata, Actinopteri, Blenniiformes, Blenniidae. The record is from RefSeq and is a predicted model, not a curated record. The coding region runs from base 144 to 1415 and encodes 423 amino acids.